Glycine soja is the source of this 1308-nucleotide messenger RNA. Its product is annotated as triacylglycerol lipase 2-like. Lineage: Eukaryota; Viridiplantae; Streptophyta; Magnoliopsida; Fabales; Fabaceae. The record is from RefSeq and is a predicted model, not a curated record. Gene Ontology annotation, molecular function: hydrolase activity, acting on ester bonds. Bases 5 to 1216 code for a protein of 403 amino acids. The transcript is spliced from 9 exons. Gene Ontology annotation, biological process: lipid metabolic process.
GCCAAUGGCCAACACUGUAGUUAGCCUGUUUUCAAUAGUCCUGCUUUGCAUAACAGCAGCUCAAGGGAGGAAAAGACUUCACCUUAACAAUGAACGGCUAACAUCCUAUCCAGUUAUUAAUGAUAUUGAUGGUAUCUGCAAAACAAUGGUAGAGACACAAGGUUACACAUGUGAAGAACAUCAGGUUACAACAGAGGAUGGUUACAUCCUGAGCCUGCAGAGGAUGCCAGAAGGACGGUCCGGAGAGAAAGCUGACAAGCCGCCGGUGCUAUUACAACAUGGUAUCUUUAGUGAUGCUUCAACAUGGCUGGUAAAUUCUCCAGAUGAAUCAUUGGGAUUUAUCUUAGCAGACAAUGGGUAUGAUGUGUGGCUCGCCAAUGUUCGUGGGACACAAUACAGCAGCGGGCACACAUCACUUAUUCCUAAUGACACGGCCUAUUGGGAUUGGUCAUGGGAUGAAUUGGCUAGUUAUGAUCUUCCUGCUUUUGCCCAAUAUGUGUACAACUAUACUGGUCAGAGAAUACACUAUGCAGGUCAUUCCUUGGGAACUUUAAUGGCUUUAGCUGCUUUAUCUCAAGGGCAAGUGGUGAACAUGUUGAGAUCGACUGCAUUACUUUGCCCAAUUGCUCAUAUGAAUCAGAUUCCAUCACUACUAACAAAACUUGCUGCAGACACAUUUAUAGCUAAUGACAUGUACUGGUUAGGAAUCCACGAAUUCAAUCCGAACGGGGGUGGUGCGGCUUCAAAAUUUGUGGAAGACAUCUGCAAUAAACUAAACUUGAACUGCUCAAACCUAAUGUCGCUUGUCACAGGUCCAAACUGCUGCCUAAAUUCGUCCAGAACAGAUAUCUCUUCUGAGCCAACAGCAACUAAGAAUUUGAUCCAUCUAUCGCAAAUGAUCAGAACAGGAAAAAUAGUAAAGUAUGAUUAUGGUGACCAAGGACAAAAUAUGCAGCACUAUGGACAACCAGUUCCUCCUCUUUAUGACAUGACGGCAAUUCCAAAUGAAUUCCCUCUUUUUCUCAGCUAUGGAGGGCAAGACUUUCUAUCUGAUGUAAAGGAUGUGCAGGUUUUGCUCAAUGACCUCAAAGAUCAUAAUGGGAACAAGCUCGUGGUACUGUUCAAGGAAGAUUAUGCUCACCUUGAUUUUGUCAGGGCUGUCAAUGCUAAACAAAUGAUUUAUGAUCCUAUGAUAUCUUUUUUUAAUGUUAAUUGAUUUUACAAUACAUUAUUAAUUGUACUUCAAAUAUUGUAAAUAUUUUUGUUCAUCAAGUUGGUUCAAUAGAGUAUGUUACAUAUUUUAACCUA